AUACAUAAUGGGAGUGAACGUUCGAAAUGGAAUGCUGCUGUUAUUUUCAAUAACAUAUUUGACGAAUAAUUCGCUCGAAUUUCUCAUCUAAUCCUCACUCAUGAAUACGAAUUUGAGGCGUUAUUCGAGUCUAUUUAAUCCAUUUUCAUUUAUUUGUGCACAUCGUCUUUAAAACAAAUCAGCGCACAUAGACGCACAAAUCAGAUUCCCUUCUCUCGCCGCGUCUCUCUCCAGUCCAGCGGGUCGCGCCAUAACACACACGUUUGUUUGAGGAACACCCCUAAACCUCAGAGGAAGAAGCCGGAAUAUCUGGAGGAACGACUGAACUGAGAUCUGCUGCUGUGAAGAUGAUGUUUGUUAAAGAGGAGAGUGAAGAGAACACGAGUGAACCAGAAACACUGAGAAUAAAACAUGAGGAACCAGAAACCCGGAGAAUAAAACAAGAGGAACCAGAAACCAAGAGAAUAAAUCACGAGGAACUAGAAACCUGCAGAUUAAAUGAAGAGGAGCCAGAAACCUGCAGAGUUAAACAAGAGGAACCAGAAACCUGGAGAAUAAAAUCUGAGGAACCAAAAAUGUUGAGAAUAAAAGAGGAGGAACCAGAACAAGAACCCCUGGAGAAUAAAACACGAGGAACCAGAAGGCCCAAUGAAAGUGAAAGAAGAAGAGAUCUGAAUGAGGUGGAGAAGAAACAUCAGCAUCAGAAAGAUCAUAAUAUCACUACUGGAGAAAAAUCAGUGAGUUGCAGCAUUCAAAUAACAGAUGUCGAAAGGCCUUUCAGCUGCUCUCCAUGUGGAAACACUUUCAAACAGAAAGGACGCUAUAUGAAACACAUGAGAAUUCAUAGUGAGGAAAAGUCUUUCAGCUGCGCUCAGUGUGGAAACACUUUCACACGUAAAGCAAACCUUAAAAAACACAUGCUAAUUCAUACUGGAAUAAAGCCUUACAGCUGCUCUCAGUGUGGAAAGAGUUUCACACAGAAAUGGCAACUUAAGGAUCAUCUGCUAACUCACUCUUCAGAAAAGCCUUUCACCUGCUCUCACUGUGGAAACACUUUCACACGUAAAACAAAUCUGAAGACACACAUGUUAAUUCAUACUGGAAUAAAGCCUUACAGCUGCUCUCAGUGUGGAAACACUUUCACACGUAAAACAAAUCUUAAGACACAUAUGUUAAUUCAUACUGGCAUAAAGUCUUACAGAUGCGCUGAGUGCGGAAAGAGUUUUACACAGAAAGGACACCUUAAUGAUCAUGUGGUUAGUCACUCUUCAGAAAAGCAUUUCAGCUGCUCUCAGUGUGGAAAGUCUUUCAAACAUAAAGUAAGCCUUAUGAAACACAUUAGAAUCCAUAGUGGGGAAAAGCCUUACAGCUGCUCACAGUGUGGAAACAGUUUCACAUGUAAUGAAAACCUUAAGAAUCACAUGUUAAUUCAUAUAAAACCUUUCACCUGUUCUCAGUGUGGAAAGAGUUUCACCUGUAAACGAGGAUUUAAUCAUCACAGGAGAAUUCACACUAGAGAGAUGCCUUACCAGACAAUUCCUACAAAUUAAAACCCCUAUGUCUGUCCUCAGGGUCGCCACUAUGGGGCGCCACGUGUCAGUCCUCUUUGUGGAAGGAGAUUUCGUAAAGCUUUAGACGACAGCCCGGAAUUUACAGUGCAAGUAAACUGAAUAUACAGUAUACAUUUUUGUAA
Messenger RNA from Carassius carassius (crucian carp), 1693 nucleotides. RefSeq names its product zinc finger protein OZF-like. Gene Ontology annotation, biological process: regulation of cytokine production; regulation of immune system process; negative regulation of transcription by RNA polymerase II. The record is from RefSeq and is a predicted model, not a curated record. NCBI's taxonomy places the organism in Eukaryota, Metazoa, Chordata, Actinopteri, Cypriniformes, Cyprinidae. The transcript is spliced from 3 exons. Bases 348 to 1550 code for a protein of 400 amino acids.